AAUUAAUAUUUUUAAUUAUUCUAAUAAAUAAAGAAACUAAAAUAUUGAGAAAGAAUAAAUAAAAAGAAAACCAAAACAAAAUAUGUUUACACAGGAAAUUGAAAACGACAAAAGUAUUACACAUGUUGUUUGGCUAAGCUUGUUAUCAUUAUAAGUUAUUAUUAUCAUUAUAAGUUAAAAAGUUCUAUACCAUUAUAACUUAAAAAAAUAUCUUGAUGAAAAAUAAUUUAUUUUGGUAGGACACUUCCAAUAAAUCAUUUUCUUUUCGUAAACUAUCCGACACUUAUUUAUUGGUUUAUAAGUUAAUGAGCUAAUAAAUUAUAUGCUAAUAAGCAAUAUUUAUUUUAUUUUAUUUUUUUUCUAAACACCCCUAUACAAACAACAUAGUGUUGCUCAGUAUGAACACUGUUACCACGGGUGCCACAUCGGAAAGAAGAAAAGAAUAAAAGCAUUGAGCCCUUAACGCUAUACCAACAACAUACUGUUGCUCAGUAAGAACACUGUUACCACGGGUGCCAUAUCGGAAAGAAGAAAAGAAUAAGAGCAUUGAGCCCUUAACGCUAUACCAACAACAUAGUGUUGCUCAGUAUGAACACUGUUAUCACGGGUGCCACAUCGGAAAGAAGAAAAGAAUAAGAGCAUCGAGCCCUUAACACGGUCUCGGGGCUGCUAUUUGUCCAUAAAAACGCUGUUGCGAGGCCAAAAAAGAGGAAAAAACAGAGAAAAGAAAGAGAGACCGGGGCGUUGUCUUGCGUCGAGCCCUCAACGCUAAGCCAAUAGGCCAGGGCGGUGUUUUUGGUUCCUUCACGCCAUUGAGGAUAGGCAGGUCAGCCUCCCGAUGGUAUUAUCUAGCCCAUACCGUCUAAGACAUUGGAAAAUGUAAUAAGAAAACAUUAAUUGGAUAUGUAUGGACGUGUUAUCAAGUUGUUCUCUAAUAAAAGUAUUAUUUUCGACAAAUAGUUGGUCAUGGUCUUAUGUUUUCGGCCCCUACCGUCUUCAGAAACGCCCAUACGCAACAGCUACCUCAACCUCUUUCACAUUUUCGUCUCUACCGACUCUUCGUCUUCUUAAAAUACGAAUCCCCAAAUUCUCUGCCAUUUCCUCUCGUUUCUUAUUCUUCAAUUCAUCAUUUCCAUAGACUUAUCAUCAUCGUCACCAAUGGAUCGGGUCAACUUUAGGACACAAGUCCUAACCCGCCAUCUCAAUAACCACCAUAACGCCACCACCGAUCUUCUACACACCGCCCCAUGUGUCAGCUACUCCCCACCGGAACUCUCUGAGCCGCCGUUGAAUUUCGAUACCAAGUUGCUCCGUAAGCUCCUAGACGGUCAGAGCAUUGCUGAUAUCGACUAUAUGUUCAAUCUGAUGAUACAGAGCAACUUGUUUUGCCCAAGAGAAAGAGGCGGCAAAGUGUUUAUUUCCCCGGAUUUUAAUCAGUCGAUGGAGCAGCAAAGAGAGAUGACGAUGAGGAGACUUGAUUACUUGAGAGAACAUGGGGUUUUCGAUGGGUGGUUUUCUAAGAAGGGACCCGAAGGCGAUUUAUCUAGAUUUGCUCUUGCUGAAUCUGCUAGCGUUUUUGAUCAUUCUCUAGGGAUUAAGCUCGGAGUGCAUUUCUUUUUAUGGGGUGGUGCAAUCCGUUUCAUGGGCACAAAGCGUCAUCAUGAUAAAUGGUACAAGCCAACGGAGACUUAUGAAGUCAAGGGUUGCUUUGCAAUGACCGAGUUAGGCCAUGGAAGUAAUGUCCGAGGAAUUGAAACAAUAACUAGAUACGAUCCAAGCACUCAGGAAUUCAUCAUUAGCACCCCUUGCGAAUCUGCACAAAAGUAUUGGAUUGGAGGUGCAGCUAAUCAUGCUACACACACAGUAGUCUUCUCACAGCUUGAAAUUAAUGGUGUGAAUCAAGGAGUUCAUGCUUUUAUAGCUCAAAUCAGGGACUCAGAGGGAAAUAUAUGUCCAAAUGUUCGUAUUGCAGACUGUGGUCAUAAAAUCGGUUUAAAUGGUGUUGACAAUGGUCGAAUCUGGUUUGACGAUCUACGCAUACCAAGAGAAAACCUGUUGAAUUCAGUUGCUGACGUGUCACCCGAUGGACAAUAUUUAAGUGCAAUAAAAGAUCCAGAUCAGCGAUUUGCUGCCUUUCUGGCCCCACUGACAUCUGGCCGUGUAACUAUUGCUGCUAGUGCAAUAAACACCGCAAAAGUUGGUUUAGCAGUUGCAGUUAGGUACUCGCUGACUAGGCGAGCUUUUUCAAUCAAACCAAAUGAACCAGAAGUUCUUUUACUUGAUUAUCCAAGUCAUCAAAGGCGUCUCUUACCUCUUGUAGCAAAAACAUAUGCUCUGAAUUUUGCUUCAAAUUAUCUGAAGAUGAUAUAUGUGAAAAGAACACCCGAAUCAAUUAAAACAGUUCAUGUUGUUUCUAGUGCACUCAAGGCUGCUUUAACCUGGCAUUGCAUGCGAACCCUUCAGGAAUGUAGAGAAGCUUGUGGUGGGCAAGGUUUGAAGACUGAAAAUCAUGUUGGUCAUUUAAAAAGUGAGUAUGAUGUGCAGUUGACUUUUGAAGGUGACAACAAUGUUCUAAUGCAACAGAUUAGCAAGGCACUGUAUGCAGAGUUUUUGUCAGCCAAAAAAAGGAACAAACCAAUUAGAGGUUUGGGAUUAGAACACUUGAACAAACCUGCUCCAGUUAUCCCUUCUCAUCUCACAAGCUCUACUCUUAGAACCACUCAAUUCCAGACUGACAUAUUUUGCUUACGUGAGAGAGAUUUAUUGCAACGUUUUGUCACGGAAGUGUCGCAACAACAAGCUCAGGGAGAAAGCAGAGAACAUAUAUUCACAGUGAUGUAUCAACUUGCUGAGGAUUUGGGGAGAGCUUUUGCGGAUCGGUUGGUUCUACAAACAUUUCUUGAUGUUGAAGCAACUGUUCCAUCAGGCUCUUUGAAGGAUGUGUUGGGGUUAAUGAGGUCAAUGUAUUCGACAAUUGUAAUGGAAGAAGAUAGUUCUUUUUUGAGGUAUGGAUACUUGUCAAUAGACAAUGCUGCAGUGGUUAGGAAAGAGGUUUUGAAGCUGUGUAGUGAGUUGAGACCACAUGCACUUGGUUUGGUGAGUUCGUUUGGAAUCCCUGAUGCUUUCUUGGGACCAAUUGCUUUCAAUUGGGUUGAUGCGAAUGCAUGGUCUUCGGUUUAAAGACAUGAUAUUUACAAUAAUUACCUUUUGGUUUACAUCUUUUACAAAUAAGGACAUGACUCUCCAUAUGUUUGUUGUAUAACUAGGUAAUGAACGUUGCUUAUGUUUUAGUGUUAUAUGUUUUCUUAUUGUACACAAGCACAAUCAUGUGGAUCUAGUAAGGACGUUUUCAUUUUCAACAUUUUAUGUCAUUGUUAGAAGAAAAAUUCAAUAUCAUCUUAUCUUUUGUUCCUAUUCAUAUAAAAGAAUAGUGACAUGUGGAAUCUAUUAAAUCUGUC
Lactuca saligna is the source of this 3458-nucleotide messenger RNA. The record is from the annotation of a GenBank genome assembly. Lineage: Eukaryota; Viridiplantae; Streptophyta; Magnoliopsida; Asterales; Asteraceae.